Messenger RNA from Cryphonectria parasitica EP155, 889 nucleotides. RefSeq lists its product as uncharacterized. The transcript has 2 exons. Bases 1 to 798 code for a protein of 265 amino acids. Lineage: Eukaryota; Fungi; Ascomycota; Sordariomycetes; Diaporthales; Cryphonectriaceae. The record is from RefSeq and is a predicted model, not a curated record.
AUGUCUCCUUCCAACGAUAAUACUAUGGCUCGUUUUCUGUUCGCCAUCCUGCAGCAGAAGUGCCUGAAGGAUAUUGAUUGGAACAAAGUCGCACGUAACCCCAUCCUCACCCAAGAAAUCACAAACGGUCACGCCGCUCGCAUGCGGUAUUCUCGCUUCAGACAAUCAAUCCUGGGCAUCGAGCCUCAGCGACGGAACCGCAACCCCAAGUCCAAAGUCACAAAACCUAAGAAAGACAAUAAGACCAAAAAGGAGAAGCAAGAAUCAAUCAAACCCGAGUCGAUCACAACACCCGAUGGUGCCUGCGAAACUUACAACGACACAUUGCUUCAGGCAAAGAACGAAGAGACAUUUGUCAAGCAGGAACCACAACCCAUCCGCCACGAUGGCCCCCUCACACCGGCCGACCUGCCUCCUGUCUCGAUGGCUGACACGCAGCUUCAAUUCCACAAGCGACUCAUGACCCCUAACAGCGACACCGACCUCUUCGCUCCAGCCCAUGGGUUCGCGACGAACCCAACGGCCGACAUACUCCAUCAAGAGACAACAUUCGACUACACAGGACCAGCCGUUGGUCACUGUUCCCACGAUCAAACCUCGUGGCAGCCCAGCCCAUCCUAUUCGCCCUUCGCCCUUCCAUCCUACGAAGUAGACAACUUCAGCGCUACAGCACAGUUCUGCGAACACCAGCACGUGUCUCAUUCGGAAGCGUUCGGCAUUGUCCCAAGCGCCAUGAUGACACCAGACACUACCCAUAUUCCGGUAAAACAUGAAGAAUGGGACACUCGCUUCCACUGAAGAGAAUCACCGGUCUAUGGCACUGGCGCGACAUCAUAUACAGUAGCUAUUGACGCUCGAUACAUACAGAUUGUUUGGGACUUGGUUGGGG